AUGACAGCAUCUCCCAAGAAAGCGGACGAUAUGGCAUCAUUUACCAAGCUUUCUUCCUGCAUCUAUAUUCAAGAGCCAGACGUCCCGGCCGACGACAGCGGAGACUACCCCCGCACAAUCGUCAUUGCAUUCUGGAUGAACGCUGCCACUAGGUCAUUGGUCAAAUACGUUGCCGGAUACCGAAAGCUGGCCCCUCGCGCCAGGAUUAUCUUCAUCCGAACAUCCUCUACUGAAUUUAUCCUACGUCCUACAAAGCGAGCUCAGUAUGCCCGUCUUGCACCUGCCGUUGAAGCCCUACAGACUCUUCCAGCCGACAGCCCUGUGUUUAUUCACAUGUUCUCCAACGGCGGCGUCUUCGCCGUAACAUAUCUCCUCGAGGCCUACCAGAAAGCCACCGGCUAUCCGCUUCGUGUCUCCUCCACGGUUAUUGACAGUGCCCCUGGAACUGCUACGAUCUCCGCGUCAUUCAAGGCUUUCUCUUACGCCCUUCCGAAGACAUGGAUUCUGAAUAUCUUGAGUAAGAUCUUCUUGUGGACCUACUUAGCUUCUUUCUUUGUGCUAGGAAAGACGGUUGGGACAUUAUUUGGAAUUCGUGAUGCUAUUAGCGUCGCCCGGCAGAGCAUCAACGACAUCAAGAUGAUGCGCGGAUCCGACAAAGCUGCCCGUCCGAGACGGUGCUAUAUUUACUCGGAUGCUGACGAGCUUGUUGACUGGAAGGAUGUGGAGACACAUGCCUCCGAUGCAGAAGCAAAGGGCUUUGUAGUCCGUCGGGAAAAGUAUGCAGGGUCGGAACAUGUGGCGCAUAUGAGGGCUGAUCCAGAGCGCUACUGGGAUACCGUGACGCUCUAUCUUAACGACCCUGAGCCUGCACAGACCCUUCCUGGUUCGAGUUAG
This is a messenger RNA of Aspergillus mulundensis, 894 nucleotides long. Its product is annotated as TMEM53 family protein. The record is from RefSeq and is a predicted model, not a curated record. The coding region runs from base 1 to 894 and encodes 297 amino acids. The transcript has a single exon. NCBI's taxonomy places the organism in Eukaryota, Fungi, Ascomycota, Eurotiomycetes, Eurotiales, Aspergillaceae.